CUCUCUCACUCUCUCUCACCCUCAUGAACACACCCUGACAGAGCCAGGGCACUGUGCUCUGCUCCUCCUGUACCACGAGACUCACCCAUCAACAUUACGCGUUUGACGCUUCACUGUGUGUGUGGCUGGAUAAAUCCAGCCUCUCGUCUCUUCCUCCUCCUCCUCCUCUUCCUCCUCCUCUACCUCUUCUCCCCCAAAUCUCCUCUCCCUCCCUUUCUCUCUUUCUCUCUCACACACACGCACAAGUGUACACUCAAGUGGUUAUAGCUCCACUGAUUCAUUUGUAUCUAUCCGUGCUUUUCAGUGGUGCAUUUUGGUUGCUUUUUUGACAAAUUGUAAUGAUGGAGGACUACCAUAAACCUGACCAACAGACUGUCCAGGCUCUGAGGAACAUUGCCAAUCGCUUGCGGAUCAACUCCAUCAAAGCCACAACAGCAGCAGGCAGUGGGUACCCUACCUCAUGCUGCAGCGCAGCUGAGAUUAUGUCCGUCCUCUUCUUCCACACCAUGAGAUACCGACCUGAGGACCCCAAAAACCCCAAUAAUGACCGAUUCAUUUUGUCCAAGGGCCAUGCUGCUCCCGCACUCUACUCCAUGUGGGCGGAGACUGGCUUCCUGAAGGAGAGUGAGCUCAUGAGCCUGUGUCAGGUGGAUUCCACCUUAGAGGGACACCCCACCCCCAAGCAGCCAUUUGUGGAUGUAGCCACCGGUUCGCUGGGUCAGGGCCUUGGUGUGGCCUGUGGAAUGGCCUACACCGGCAAGUACUUUGAUAAGUCCAGCUACCGAGUGUACUGCCUGCUGGGUGAUGGAGAGAUGUCUGAGGGGGCGGUGUGGGAGGCCAUGUCCUUCGCCUCCUAUUAUCAGCUGGAUAACCUGGUGGCCAUAUUGGACAUCAACCGCCUGGGCCAGAGUGAACCUGCUCCCCUUCAACACCAUGUGGAGAAGUACCAGAAACGCUGUGAAGCCUUUGGGUGGCACGCCAUUGUUGUGGACGGCCACAGCGUGGAGGAGCUGUGCAAAGCUCUGUCUCAGCCCAGGCACCAGCCCACCGCCAUCAUCGCUAAGACUAUCAAGGGCAAAGGCAUCCCAGUGGCGGAGGAUAAGAUGGGCUGGCAUGCCAAGCCGCUGCCCAAAGACAUGGCCGAGAGUGUGAUGCGUGACCUGCAGAGCCGCAUCCUGAACAGCAACAAGCGCAUGUACCCGGCCACGCCCGCCGAAGACGCCCCACCGGUCAGCCUGCGCAACAUGCGCAUGCCCAGCGGCCCUAGCUACAAGCCUGGCGAGAAGAUGUCCACGCGGAAGGCUUAUGGGAUGGCUCUGGCCAAGCUCGGCCGUUACAACGAGCGCGUGGUGGCCUUGGACGGAGACACCAAGAACCUCACCUACUCAGAGAUCUUCAAGAACGAGCACCCCAACCGUUACGUGGAGUGCUACAUCGCCCAGCAGAACAUGGUGAGCGUUGCCAUGGGCUGUGCGACGCGUGAGAGGAACGUGGUGUUCGCCAGCACCCUUGCCUCCUUCUUCACGCGCGCCUACGACCAGCUGCGCAUGGCCGCCAUCUCCGAGAGCAACAUCAACCUGUGCGGCUCGCACAGCGGGCUCUCCAUUGGUGAGGACGGGCCUUCCCAGAUGGGUCUGGAGGACAUGGCCAUGUUCAGGUCCAUCCCCAACUCCACCGUCUUCUACCCCAGUGAUGGGGUGUCCACUGAGAGGGCUGUUGAGCUUGCCGCAAACGCAAAGGGAGUGUGUUAUGUGAGGACCAGCGGACCUGAGACCUCCAUCAUCUACAACAGCAAUGAGGACUUCCAUGUUGGACAAGCCAAAGUGGUGUGCCAGAGUAAGGAUGACCAGGUGACCGUGGUUGGAGCAGGACUGACCCUCCACGAGGCUCUUGCUGCUGCGGAGCAGCUGAAGAAAGAGAGGAUCUUUAUUUGUGUUAUCGAUCCCUUCACCAUCAAACCACUGGAUGCUAAGACCAUAAUCGACCAUGCAAGAUCCACCAGGGGGCGCAUCAUCACUGUGGAGGACCACUACUAUGAGGGUGGCCUGGGGGAGGCAGUGUGCUCAGCUGUGGUGAACGAGCAGGGCUUCUCUCUGCACCGUAUGGCAGUUGCUCAUGUGCCACGAAGUGGCAAGCCGGCUGAACUGCUCAAGGCUUACGGUAUUGACCGUGACGCUAUCACCCAGGCCGUGCGCAAGAUGCUCAGCUCCUCUGCCAACGCCAAGUAACCCGUCAAUGCCCAACCUGCCCUGCCCACUCCACUGAACCCAACCCCCAGUGUAAAACAGGGACAGUGUAUCACAACACCCCAAAAAAUGGUUUUGUUUUCCCACACCCCCUCACUGUAAUAGCCCUAAUGUGAGUACUAUUGUAAUGUGAGUGCUGUAAUGUACAUUUUGAAGUAUCCUUCAGACUGUCCAGGAUUGCCUCUUUCUUCCAGCUCCACACAGACACAUACACAAAUGCAUAUAUCCAGACAAAGACCAAAAAUAUCAACAGACUUGUCACAUGCAGUGAAAAACACACACACACACACACACACAGCGGCAAAUUUACUUGUCACGCAUACUCACAGUCCCUCACUGUUUCGAGGUAUGUCACUUCAUUUAGGUCAGACUUGAGAUUGCAUAGGGUCCUCUGCCUGAAUCCACGAGUUUGCAGUACUGAUAGUGCUUGUUCUCAGUAUCCAUGUCAAUUUUUGUGUACCAUGUUUGUGAUGUGUUUUUGCAUAAACCAGGACAGUUCUUGUCUAACUCAACAAAAUAUACAGUUUUCAGCAUUAUAUUUUACUAUUUUUUAUAUUGUUCCGAUGUAGUUUGGAUGUAUGGGGCAGGGCGCAGAUUCAGGGACACAGGACAGGGAUAGCGUAGGUGAUAAAUGACAACUGUGGUAGUCAGAAUAUUAUUACUAGUGUGAAGUGAGUAGAUAUUAGCAGGAAAUACAAAUGUAUGUGUGGCAUAGUUAUCCAUCCAACCCCUGAAUCAUACAGAUCAACGUUUAUCAUUCUGGGGGGGGGGACCCUAAACAUUGAUCGGCUGAUUCAGAGCAAAGGUUUGGGGAUGUUAUGGAGAGGGAGAAUGCCUAGAGACCGGUCAUUCAGCCAGGGAGGAGAGAGGACACCUAGAGACAUGGCAUUCAGCCAGGGACCAGACUAGUAACCAGCAGCAUGUCCUACCAUCAGAACUGUGAACUAAAAGCACACCUCCUCUGUUACUUUUUUUAUCUAUGUAUGUACCUUUUUGCCAUUGAUUAAAGCCCUCUGCAUUUGA
Molecule: messenger RNA, 3269 nt
Organism: Alosa sapidissima (American shad)
Lineage: Eukaryota; Metazoa; Chordata; Actinopteri; Clupeiformes; Clupeidae
Product: transketolase-like
Exons: 14
Coding region: 339-2228 (629 amino acids)
Biological process (GO): pentose-phosphate shunt, non-oxidative branch; ribose phosphate biosynthetic process
Cellular component (GO): endoplasmic reticulum membrane; extracellular exosome
Molecular function (GO): thiamine pyrophosphate binding; transketolase activity
Source: RefSeq, a predicted model, not a curated record